AUGUUGUCACAACAAUCACAUUUUCCGGCAGCCAUGUCUCCGCCAUCUAUGGCUGCCGUUUACUAUAAAUACGGUCCUGUCGACACCGUCAUCAGGUUGACUGAGAUUCCACCUGUGGAGAUUAGUGAGAAUGAUGUGUGCGUUAAAAUGCUAGCGGCUCCAAUCAACCCUGCAGAUAUCAAUAGAAUUGAAGGUGUAUAUCCAAACCAGCCACCACUACCAGCAGUGGGUGGAGGGGAGGGAGUGGGGGAGAUACAUUCUGUUGGGUCUGCUGUUAAGGUUUUUUCUCCUGGUGAUUUGGUUAUACGUUCUCCAUAUGUUCCUGGUGCAUGGCAAACCUACAUGGUGGAAGAACAAAGUUUGUGGCACAAAAUAGAUAAAAGCACCCCAAUUGAAUAUGCUGCCACUGUUUCUGUUAAUCCAGUCAGCGCCUUGAGAAUGCUCAAUGAAUUUGUCACUCUAAAACCAGGAGACUCGAUUGUGCAAAAUGGAGCUACAAGCAUAGUGGGGCAAUGUUUUAUUCAGCUAGCUCGAUUUCGUGGAAUUCAUAGCAUCAAUAUCAUAAGAGACAGUCCAAAAUCUGAUGAAGUAAAAGAAAAAUUAAUUAAACUUGGUGCUGAUAAAGUGUUUACUGAGAGUGAGUUGGAUGUCAAACGUGUCAAAAUUCUCCUGGGAGAUACACCUGAACCUAUUCUGGGCUUGAACUGUGUUGGUGGAAAUGCUGCUACUUUGCUCGUCAAAUUCUUGAAGCAAGGUGGUACUAUGGUUACUUAUGGAGGGAUGUCGAGAGAUCCUGUUGUUGUAUCUACUUCAAAUUUCAUAUUCAAGGAUAUUACAUUGAAAGGAUUCUGGCUGCAAGAGUGGAAAUUAUCCAAAACGAAAUAUAGGGAUUGGAUCGAUUAUCUGUUGGGCCUAGCUCGUGCUGGAAAAUUGAAAUAUGAGAUGGAGCUAGUAUCAUUUAAUGAUUUUCAUAAAGCUCUUGAGAAGGCAAUGGGGAAGCAUGGAAGUCAAAGGAAACAAGUUCUCAUAUUCUAAAGUCAAUGGCUAUGUCGUAAUUUCAUCAUAUUGGCCAUUGUGCUGAUGAAUAAUAAUUAAUCAAAUGUUAGUAUAGUUUCAAGAUAAAUUGUCAGAUCUCCUUCUUUAUCUCACAUGUCGACUUUUCAGAAGCUUUAUUGUUUGUUGUUGUUCAGUCUUCUUUUACGAACCUUUUUUCAAAA
Molecule: messenger RNA, 1217 nt
Organism: Lycium barbarum (goji berry)
Lineage: Eukaryota; Viridiplantae; Streptophyta; Magnoliopsida; Solanales; Solanaceae
Product: enoyl-[acyl-carrier-protein] reductase, mitochondrial-like
Exons: 9
Coding region: 1-1035 (344 amino acids)
Biological process (GO): fatty acid metabolic process
Cellular component (GO): mitochondrion
Molecular function (GO): trans-2-enoyl-CoA reductase (NADPH) activity
Source: RefSeq, a predicted model, not a curated record